AUGUCGUUGGACGAACCACCCAUGAGUGCCAAGUUCAGACGCGGCCUCCGGAACUACAACGGCACCAGUCUCCUGGGUAUCAGCCGUAACGAGUGGUCCGCCGUCCGCGCUGUGAACAAGGAUGUCGAAGAGGCGCUGGUUGGCGUCUUCAAGCGCCUCUCAUUGUCAGAUGGUCAGGGCAAUGCAGUACGACCAUCGGUUGCAUUCAUUGAGGCGAAUCGUUGGAGUCACAGGCUCCCGCGCCUGUUCCUCAAAGAGUUCAGCCGCGUGCAGGAUCGUUCGGCUUUAGCGCGGCACUUCAACGCCGACCGUGUAAUCAGUUAUCUUUCAUCGCAGAGGAUCAGCGUCGAGCGGUUGGAAGGCUCGACGCUCGACUUGGACGGUCGCCUCCACCAGUAUAUUGACCUGCUGCUCCACAUUUGCUCCCGUGCCAAGGAUAUGGCCUCCGAGGUUAUCACUACGAGAACUGUCGUGCCCGAAGGGGAAAAGAACAAAGCGGAACCUGAUGUCGAACGCGAGGCAGACGAAACGGCAUCGUUUGAUGCGUACCAAUGUCCAUUCAAGAUAGAUUUGGUUACUGCUGAACAAAGACGUGAUUACGUUUCUGCGAAUGCGCCCAGCAUGGCCAUGCUGUUCCUGUCGUUGGCGUCUGCCGUCAACGACGCCUUGAAGCACAUAGCGUCUGUUGGCAACAUUGAUGUGUCUACGGUAGAGGAACGAUGCAUGCACCUUGACCUCUUUGUGGGUCGAAAGGGGGUCGGUAGGGGGUAUGUGCGCGACAUGCUAAUCGACUACCUAUCCUGGGGUUACUUGAAACUUAUACCUAAUGGCGAUCUGUCACGUGAUGCAACAUUGACCGAGAUGUUUGAAUAUGUGGCCUACGUUUCGAUCGACAACCUCGGCACCCUAGGCAGGAGCGUUGCCGACAUCGGAUUUUCUUUUGCACCUUGCGGCUUCAUGGUACCGUACAACCUGGGUAGUUUGAGCUUCCUGAGCGAAAUGAACAUCAUAAACACGACUACUCCGCUGACCGGUGGCUCCGCCGGCGCCAUAACGGUUGUGGCUGCGAGCACCAUGAAGCCCGACGUCAUUGAGCUCAUGCUGAUCACCGAGCAGCUGUGUGAGGAAGGCCGAACGAAGGGCCCGAUGAACAACCUGGACAAUAUGGUCAAAAACUCGUUGGAUAGGUGGAUGAUCCCCGGGAUGUACCGCGUGGCGAAUAAGAGGAUCGGCGAGCUGCGUGUCAGCAUGGCAUCCCGCAAGCAUUUGAAAUACAACGGGAAGGUCGUAUCGCAAUUCACCGACAACGACGACAUGCGAGACGCGGUUCGAGUAAGCUCCAAUAUUCCCGGGCUGUCAAGCAGUGAGCCUGUCUAUUUCCGCGGUGAGGUAUGCUACGACGGUUUCUUCGCCGCUGGUAGGACCGAUUUCGGCUGUUUGCCCACGGCAGCGACACGCACUGUGCGCAUAAAUCCGUUCAUGAUGGGCCGGCUGGCUAUGAAUCGCCAGCUGCUCUACAACGACUUCAUCAACCCGUUCCUGGAGCCGAAGGACGUGUACGUCGUGCACUACCUGCGGCUUAAGUGCCUGCUGCGUUCGCUGUGGCGUCGCAAAUUCGACUACGAAGCCAAAGGCAACAUGGGAGAGUGGCGCAACGAGGUGGAAUCUAUGAUAAAUGCGUAUGAUAUGUUAAAGGGUGACCUCCCGGUAGGCCACAAGUUGUGGCCCAAGCUUAAGCACUUCUUCCAACGUGCUAUCAAGGACAAAUCUGAUGCAGAGGCUAGGAGCAGUAUCUCUUGGUCGACGGAGUGCGCGCGGAUAUUCAAGCCGGAGCUUGCGGAGCUGUUCAUGCUAGUGGUCGCCUCCGAAAUCGCCCUGGAUGUCGGUGUUGAGUCCAAAUUGUCAGCUCGCAACCUUAAAGGCAACCUCAACGGCGUUGAUUUGAUCGCCCGCUUCGGGCUGAAGAAGGGCUUGCUUGUGUUCGCGCGCACCAAGUUCGUCGCGACACCCCACUGUCUGCUCGACUGGUUGCGUCACGAGCUCGAGUCCACCGCGCGGUUCUCUAGCGACUACACGCCAGCAGUGACGCAUGACCCCGAACUGGAGCUGCUCAAGAAGAUCCGCCACUCACUGAUGCCCCCGAUGUCCCUGUCAUACUACUACACCGAGUUCCCCUAUCUGCUGCCCAACAGCCUGAACAAUCUGCAGUGUCUGACUGUCGCGCUGACGUCGUCGGUCACGGCCGACAUCCGCUACGUGUUCGAUGUGGGAAGGUCUGACGCAUUUAGGUGGCUAGUUUUCGAGUAUAUAUCGUUUGAGAACUGGCUGCACCUCCGUAUCAGGCAGCUGGAGGAGGCCGAUGCUCCCGAACGGUCCAGCGUGAGCGACGUUCAGGCAGUUGAGGAAACAAGCGUCAAGCAAGAUGGCAAGGCAAAACUGAUCCACAAACGGCAGGGCAAGAUGUUAUCGGAAUUUUUGGAGUUCAUCGACCUGGCCACUAUCAAGGUGCCGGAAGGGGAAGGAGCCGACGCUGCGCAGGCUGAUGCUCGCCUCAGGAUGCUUCAGAAUCGCCAGUUCAGACAGGCGAUGCUGCUGGACAUAAUCCCACCGCACUACUCCCAUUUCGUUGGCCACUCGCACCUGUGGUCACAGUAG
This is a messenger RNA of Babesia ovata, 2655 nucleotides long. Its product is annotated as patatin family protein. Gene Ontology annotation, cellular component: cytoplasm; lipid droplet; membrane. The transcript has a single exon. NCBI's taxonomy places the organism in Eukaryota, Apicomplexa, Aconoidasida, Piroplasmida, Babesiidae. Gene Ontology annotation, molecular function: triacylglycerol lipase activity. Bases 1 to 2655 code for a protein of 884 amino acids. The record is from RefSeq and is a predicted model, not a curated record. Gene Ontology annotation, biological process: triglyceride catabolic process; lipid homeostasis.